Astyanax mexicanus (Mexican tetra) is the source of this 1908-nucleotide messenger RNA. Its product is annotated as butyrophilin subfamily 2 member A2-like. Gene Ontology annotation, molecular function: protein binding. NCBI's taxonomy places the organism in Eukaryota, Metazoa, Chordata, Actinopteri, Characiformes, Acestrorhamphidae. Bases 124 to 1908 code for a protein of 594 amino acids. The transcript has 15 exons. The record is from RefSeq and is a predicted model, not a curated record.
CACACACACACACACACACACACACUGCCACAGACUGGCCCAGUGAAAGCAACAAACAACAGCCUGAAGAAGACUUUAGACUUAUCCUUUAGCUGAAUUUUUCAAAGUUGCUUGUUGGACGCCAUGUUGGUGAGAUGGGUGUGGCUGGUAGUUUCUCUGUCCUUCUGUGAUGGAAAUGAUCCGUUCUCAGUGGUGGUUCCUCGGGCUCCGGUCUACGGUCUGCUCGGGAGCUCCGUGACUCUACCCUGCUCUAUCUCACCACCUUUAAACGCUGUAAACUUUGAGGUUCUCUGGUAUCGUCCUCAGGAGGGUCACACCCCCAUUGUGUUUUAUCAGGACCUGGAGAUCAGGAAGAAUCCUAGAAAUCCACAGUAUCAGGGCAGAGUGUCUCUGAUAGGAGGACUGGAUAAAGGGAACGUAUCUGUGAAGCUGGAGAACAUCAGGCUAGAAGAUAAAGGAGAGUAUAUCUGCAGAGUGGAGAAGACUGACGAGGGUGAAGAGUGGUAUGAUGAGGCCACAGUGUCUCUACAGGUCAAAGUUGAAAGAUCUGCUCCUGUUCUCUCUGUAUCUGAUGUUGGAGGAGGGCUGGUGAACGUUUCUUGUGAAUCACAUGGUUGGACACCAAAACCGUCACUCAAAUGGACAGACAGAGACGGGAGGAACCUGAAAAAUCUCAGCACAGACAUUUUCACCAAAGAUUCUGAAGGGUUGAUCAGUGUGAGCUCCUGGUUGCUGGUUUCUCUCUCUGCGUCUGAUUGGCUCUCCUGCUCUGUGGGUUUUUCUGAUUCUUCUUCAGAGAGGAAAGAGUCUCGAGUGCUGUUAUACACGUCUACAGGUCUGAAUGGAUCUGAAAGAAAAGAGACAGAAUAUAGAGAAGAGUCUUGGAAAGUUGCCUUUAUUGCAACCCUCACCCUCUCACUGCUGGGCAUUGUGGGAGUUGGAGUGUAUUGUGUGUUACUUCGAAAAGGUCUGAUUGGAUCCAAGACGAAGAAGACAGAAGGCAGAGAAGAAACUCAGAUACUGAAUGAAGUGGAGGAACAGCAGCCGCCUCAACCUCAGACUGAAGAUACUCCUCACCAGCCUACAGAGUCUACAGGAGGAAAUAAUGAUCAUGAUCCUCAAAGAAACCAGACCUCACCACCUCCUGCAGUGUUUUUAGGAAGAGAUCAGGAUCAGAAUGCUGAAGCAAACCACAAUUCAUCACCACCUGCAGAAACUCAGAUACUGUAUGAAGUGGAGGAAAAGCAGCCGCCUCAACCUCAGACUGAAGAUACUCCUCACCAGCCUACAGAGUCUACAGGAGGAAAUAAUGAACAAGAUCAUCAACUAAAUAUGAACUCUGCACCACCUGCAGCUGAGUUGCAGCAGGUGAAAAGGUUUAAAGUGAACAUCAACAUAGACUCAGAAGAAACUCCAAAGUUCUUCAGAAUAUCACACGGAGGAAAGGAUGUGCGCUGCAUUCUACCUAAAGAGAAUCAUGAAGAAGAGGAACGUAAAAUCUUCACUCUGUGUGAAGAGAGGUUCAGCUCUGGUCAGCAGUACUGGGAGCUGAAGGUGAAGGAGAAUUAUAAUCAGAAACUCUCCUGGUUUGUUGGGGUGGCAACUGAUGAAGCUGAGAGAAUUCACAGGAUCCCAUUUAGACCACAGAACGGAUUCUGGGUUCUCUUUUACGAGGAGGGAAAAGGAGUUUAUAUCAGAGAGUCACGAUCACCAACACCAUUACCACAUAUCAGUGCUGAUCUCAGUGUUAUAGGAGUGUUUUUAGACUGUGAUAAUCACACUCUGUCCUUCUUUAAUGCUAAAACACAAUCACACAUCUACACUUUCACCAGUGUAACAAUCAGAACAUCACUGCGUCCUCUGAUCAGCCCUGGAAUACGAGACAUUAUACCUGUAAAGAUCUGUUAA